AUGAAAUUUCACUUGAGCGAUCCUUAUAUGGUUAAUCAGCACCAAGAAACAAGGAGAUCAAGGAUGGUAAGCAAAGAUCAGAUCGAAAUUAGAAUCAAGGAAAACGUUUCCGAAUUGUAUCAGACUAUUGUUACAGAUAUCUCCGGUGGAUGUGGCCAAUCUUUUGACAUUGUGGUCGUAAGUAACUCAUUCCAGGGAAAGAACAAGCUACAGAGAAGUCGUUGGAUGAACACCGUUCUCAAGGAAGAAAUUGCACAGAUCCAUGCAUUUAGUUGUAAAUGCUACACUGAAGCAGAAUGGUCCAAGAUAGUUACUUGA
Molecule: messenger RNA, 318 nt
Organism: Zygosaccharomyces rouxii
Lineage: Eukaryota; Fungi; Ascomycota; Saccharomycetes; Saccharomycetales; Saccharomycetaceae
Gene: BOL2
Product: Bol2p
Exons: 1
Coding region: 1-318 (105 amino acids)
Biological process (GO): intracellular iron ion homeostasis
Cellular component (GO): cytosol; nucleus
Molecular function (GO): 2 iron, 2 sulfur cluster binding
Source: RefSeq, a predicted model, not a curated record